AUGUCCGUGAUUCCUACAGUUGAAGGACUAUCGAUCUACUCCGAUAUUUCAAAGCAAAAGCGCAGAUAUGAUCUUAGUGCAAAGUUUCAACGGCUUUUCAACCAAAAUUACGAGUUCAUUGCUCGAGCUCCAGGAAGAGUAAACAUAAUAGGCGAACAUAUCGAUUACUGCCAUUUUUCUGUUUUGCCUAUGGCAAUUGAGGUGGACGUCAUUGCUGCCGUUGCUGCCUCCGAAGAUGAGACGGUGGUCAUAGCGAACACCAACCCAAAGUUCCAUCUGCAAGCCUUUUCCAUUCCACGAGACGAGCAGAUUGUCAUCGACACUUAUUCGACCACCUGGGGCGACUACUUCAAAUGUGGAGUGAUCGUGGCCCAGCAGUACAUUUAUCAGAAUCAUCCUCAAAUUCGAGAACAAGGCAUCCGUGGCCUCAGGGCCAUUUUCGACGGCACAGUGCCUACUGGCGGAGGGUUGUCGUCGUCUGCAGCAUUGUGUAUCGUGUCCACAUUGGCUAUUUUGCGUGUGAACAACGUGGAGAUCUCCAAGGAAGAACUCACCAGGAUAACCAUAUAUUGCGAACACUUUGUUGGUUUACACAGCGGAGGCAUGGAUCAAUGUGCCUCCGUGUUUGGAGAAGAUGGACGGUUGUUGUUAAUUCUGUUUGACCCGAAAUUAAGCGUCGUGCCCUUCGAGCUUCCCAGAAUCUCACCGCAUCCCAUCUUCUUCAUCACCAACUCUAUGGUGACAGCAAACAAAACAGAUACCGCACCAACCAACUACAAUCUCCGAGUAGUAGAGGUGGAUGUUGCAGCAGAUUUAAUCGCACAUAUUCUUGAUUUGGACCCCGUCAAGAACUCCAGCCAGAAAACGGCCACAUUGAGAAGCGUGAUGGAUGCCUAUUUCGUUCAGAAGAUGGCAUCACUGCCCUGGAACGGAAAAGAUAUCAACCAGGGAAUAGAGCGUCUCCAGCGAAUGCUUGAGAUUGUCGAUCACGUAUUCUACGAAACAGAAAAAUCUGGCUUUACCACCGAAAUGGCUGCUUCAGCUCUUGGUAUUUCACAUCUGACUUUUGGUCGACGCUACUUGAGUCUGUUUCCUGUGAGCUACCAAAAACUUAAUCUCUAUAAGCGUUGCAAGCAUGUUUACGGUGAAGCACUCCGAGUUCUCCAGAUGGUGCAAUUGACAUCUACUUAUGAUGGAGACUCAAAUCACUUCUUCCAGAGCAUGGGCAAAUUGAUGAACGAAUCACAGGCCAGCACUCGUGAUUAUCACGACGCAUCCACUGUUGAAUGUGAUGCCAUGUGUGAAAUUGGAAUCAGAAAUGGCUCCUACGGAUCGAGAGUCACGGGCGCAGGCUGGGGAGGAUGUAUCGUUCACUUGACGUCUCUGGAUCGGUUGGAGACGCUUCGAAACGCGUUGAAGUCUCAAUACUACGAGAAGCGGUACCCUGAACUCAGUGAUGAGCAGGUUGGGGAGGCCAUGGUGGAGAGUCGACCAAUCUGCGGCGCCUGUUUUGUUGAUGUGCAACACGAAUGGUUGUAG
Molecule: messenger RNA, 1539 nt
Organism: Sungouiella intermedia
Lineage: Eukaryota; Fungi; Ascomycota; Pichiomycetes; Serinales; Metschnikowiaceae
Source: the annotation of a GenBank genome assembly